Molecule: messenger RNA, 1848 nt
Organism: Exophiala oligosperma
Lineage: Eukaryota; Fungi; Ascomycota; Eurotiomycetes; Chaetothyriales; Herpotrichiellaceae
Exons: 2
Coding region: 36-1265 (409 amino acids)
Source: RefSeq, a predicted model, not a curated record
UAUCAACCAUUUCUUGAAGAAAGAAACAAGUCACCAUGCCCAUCCCUCUGCUGGCGGAGGGCGUCGGGCGAGGAUGGUCCAGCAUCCCGUAUCUUGGUACGGCUUUACAAGCAGCAGCAAUCAUCGGGGUUGUCACGCUGCUGAAGUUGUACUUUGGAGGAGCGAAAUGUCGUGCGGAAAGAGUAAUGCAUGGCAAAGUUGUAAUGGUCACUGGCGGUACAGCAGGUGUCGGUGCUGCAGUCGUGCAAGAACUGGCCACUCGAGGCGCCCAGAUCAUCCUCCUCACACACCACGCUCCCUCUGACCCGUUCCUGGUUGACUACAUUGAAGAUCUGCGGACUGUGACGAACAAUGAGUUGAUAUACGCCGAACAGGUGGAUCUCUCCUCUCUACACUCAAUACGAGUCUUUGCGACGAAGUGGGUAGACAAUGCACCGCCGAGACGCCUGGACAUGAUCAUUCUCUGUGCGAAUGUGGAAACACCAUACUUCGGGACGGGGCAGAAGACGAUGGACGGGCUUGAGGCCGAGUGGAUGAUCAACUAUCUCAGCACUUUCCACCUGUUGAGUAUUCUCUCGCCAGCCAUACGGGCACAACCUCCAGACCGAGAUGUCAGGAUACUCUUCAGCACGUGUAGUAGCUACAUUGGGGGGAAGUUGAACUUGAAGGGAACGGAAAACGUGACAAAGUCAGGAGCCACUUCUUACGCAAGGAGCAAACUUGCGACCAUGACGUUUGCCUAUGCAUUUCAGAAACAUCUCGACGCUUACAAGAGGCCCGACAACGCGAAUAACAACGCCAGAGCCUUCAUCAUUGAUCCUGGUUUCUGCCGCACCCCAGGUACGAGAAGAUGGCUUUCUGGAGGUCUGAUAUGGGGUCUCUUGCUGUACCUCGUCACUUGGCCAUUGUGGUGGUUGAUUCUCAAGUCGCCAGUUCAAGGUGCUCAGAGUUAUCUCCUGGCUGCGAUGGAAGCCGAAUACGGACGAGGACCUGGUGGCAAGAUGAUCAAAGAGUGCCGCGAACUCGAACCCUUCAGGCCAGAUGUGAAAAAGGAAGAUGUGGCCAAGAAGUUGUGGGAGUUCAGCGAGAAACAAGUUGAGCAGCUGGAGAAAGAAGGCGCUGUUCAGAGAGCUCUGGCAAAGAAGGAAGCGGAGCAGAAAAAAAAGGAGGCCGAAGCUUCUGACAACCCUGGCGCCACGACUCCUGCUUCAGCUGCUAAAAAGGAGGCCACCCCUGGAUCGAGAAGGAGCCGCAAGGCGAAAUAAAGGCAAAUCAAUGCUGAAAGAUUCUGGUGGAACAUUGAUAUCCUGGGGCAAUGGAUUGCAGAACUUGCUUGAGACUUCGACUCGGCACAUGGUACGCAUGAUUGUUAUGAUGCAAGGAUACACCCCUCGUAUCAUAUCAACUCGAGAACGAAUAGAUGAUACCUGCAAAUCUGACUCCUAGAGUACCGGGGUAACAUCCGUCCAUAUCUUCAAUACCUCGAAAUGCUGUAUAGGAAAAUAUUUCUGUGGUGACAUGGCUCCAAUCAUUGGCGGAAUACGACGUGCCUUCUAGUGUAUAGAAGCAUUUUUCGGCAGUGUUGAUUCUCAGUCUCUCAAGUCUUGUCACUCCACAGACUUACCGCAAAGCCCAAUCAUGGCGAUGGCAAUUCAACCAUUUCCCGAUGAAUGGGGGACAAAGAACAUGACGGUCGCGGUGCUGAUUCCGCGCCCCUCUGAAUUCUCAAGGCGGAAUGUUUGGCUUCUCUCCAUAUUUCCCCCGCCCGACGCAUGCAAUUCCGGAGACACACGCACCAUACAUCCUACAAUGGUCAGGUAUACGCCGGACAUGUCCCAUAUAUCUACA